CGUCACGUGACCUGUCAGUUGUGGAGACGCAGGAAAAUGGCCGCCGGGCGUGAGGCGGGCGCCGCGCUCUCUCCGCGUCCCGGCUGCUGACCCGGAGCUGCUGGGCGGCGGCGAGGCGGUACUGGGAUAAAGGUAACUGCAGCCUCCACAAACAUGUCGGUUCUGAUAUCACAGAGUGUGAUCAAUUAUGUGGAGGAGGAAAAUAUCCCGGCCCUGAAGGCGCUUCUGGAGAAAUGCAAAGACGUGGACGAGAGAAACGAGUGCGGCCAGACCCCGCUGAUGAUCGCCGCCGAGCAGGGCAGCCUGGAGAUCGUGAAGGAGCUGAUCAAAAAUGGAGCCAACUGCAACCUGGAGGACUUGGACAACUGGACAGCGCUUAUAUCGGCCUCCAAAGAAGGGCACCUGCACGUGGUGGAGGAGCUGCUGAAGUGCGGGGGCAACCUGGAGCACCGCGACAUGGGAGGAUGGACAGCUCUGAUGUGGGCCUGUUACAAAGGCCGCACUGACGUGGUCGAGUUGCUGCUCUCGCAUGGAGCCAAUCCCAACGUCACUGGUCUGCAGUACAGUGUCUACCCCAUCAUCUGGGCAGCAGGCAGAGGCCACGCAGACAUAGUACAGCUGCUGCUGCAGAAUGGCGCCAAGGUCAACUGCUCCGACAAGUACGGAACCACCCCUCUGGUGUGGGCGGCGCGAAAGGGUCACCUGGACUGUGUGAAGCACCUCCUGGCCAUGGGCGCCGACGUGGACCAAGAAGGCGCCAAUUCAAUGACUGCACUUAUCGUGGCUGUAAAAGGAGGCUACACACAGUCAGUAAAGGAAAUCUUGAAGAGGAAUCCAAAUGUGAACUUGACAGACAAGGAUGGCAACACGGCGCUGAUGAUUGCGUCCAAGGAGGGCCACACGGAGAUCGUGCAGGACCUGCUGGACGCCGGCACCUACGUGAACAUCCCCGACAGGAGUGGGGACACCGUGCUGAUCGGCGCCGUCAGAGGCGGCCACGUGGAAAUCGUCCGUGCGCUGCUCCAGAAGUACGCGGACAUCGACAUUCGAGGGCAGGACAAUAAAACUGCUCUGUACUGGGCUGUUGAGAAAGGGAACGCAACCAUGGUGAGAGACAUCUUGCAGUGCAACCCCGACACGGAAAUAUGCACAAAGGACGGCGAGACGCCGCUGAUAAAGGCGACCAAGAUGCGGAACAUCGAGGUGGUGGAGCUGCUGCUGGACAAAGGGGCGAAAGUGUCUGCCGUGGACAGGAAAGGAGACACCCCUCUGCACAUCGCCAUCCGCGGGAGGAGCCGGAAGCUGGCGGAGCUGCUCCUGAGAAACCCCAAGGACGGCCGGCUGCUGUACCGGCCCAACAAGGCGGGCGAGACGCCCUACAACAUCGACUGCAGCCACCAGAAGAGCAUCUUGACUCAGAUAUUCGGAGCCAGACACUUGUCUCCCACGGAGACGGACGGCGACAUGCUGGGCUACGACCUGUACAGCAGCGCCCUGGCGGACAUCCUCAGCGAGCCGACCAUGCAGCCGCCCAUCUGCGUGGGGCUGUACGCGCAGUGGGGCAGCGGCAAGUCCUUCCUCCUCAAGAAGCUGGAGGAUGAAAUGAAGACCUUCGCGGGGCAGCAGACCGAGCCCCUCUUCCAGUUCUCCUGGCUGGUCGUGUUCCUGACGCUGCUGCUCUGCGGGGGCCUGGGCCUGCUGGUCGCCUUCACGGUCGACCUGACCCUCGGAGUGGCCGUGUCGCUGAGCUGCCUGGCGCUCCUGUACAUAUUCUUCACCGUCAUUUACUUUGGUGGCCGGAGGGAAGGAGAGAGCUGGAACUGGGCCUGGGUGCUGAGCACCAGGCUGGCCAGGCACAUCGGGUACUUGGAGCUGCUCCUCAAGCUGAUGUUUGUGAACCCGCCCGAGCUGCCCGAGCAGACCACGAAGGCUUUGCCCGUGAGGUUCCUGUUCACGGAUUACAACCGCCUGUCCAGCGUCGGCGGGGAGACGUCCAUGGCCGAGAUGAUCGCCACCCUCUCGGACGCCUGCGAGCGCGAGUUUGGCUUCUUGGCCACCAGGCUCUUCCGAGUGUUCAAGACGGAGGACUCGCAGGGGAAGAGGAAGUGGAAGAAGACGUGCUGCCUCCCGUCCUUUGUCAUCUUCCUGUUCGUGCUGGGCUGCGUGGUUGCGGGCGUCACGCUCCUGGCCGUCUUCCGCGUGGACCCGAAGCACCUGACCGUGAACGCCGUCCUCAUCGCCAUCGCGGCGGUCGUGGGGCUGGCCGUGGUGCUCAACUGCCGCACCUGGUGGCAGGUGCUCGACUCGCUCCUCAACUCCCAGCGGAAGCGCCUGCACAGCGCGGCCUCCAGGCUGCACAAGCUGAAGAGCGAAGGCUUCAUGAAGGUUCUCAAGUGCGAGGUGGAGCUGAUGGCCAGGAUGGCCAAGACCAUCGACAGCUUCACGCAGAACCAGACACGGCUGGUGGUCAUCAUCGACGGGCUGGACGCCUGCGAGCAGGACAAAGUGCUGCAGAUGCUGGACACGGUCCGCGUGCUGUUCUCCAAAGGGCCGUUCAUCGCCAUCUUCGCGAGCGACCCGCACAUCAUCAUCAAGGCCAUCAACCAGAACCUCAACAGCGUGCUGCGCGACUCCAACAUCAACGGCCACGACUACAUGCGCAACAUCGUGCACCUGCCCGUGUUCCUCAACAGCCGCGGGCUGAGCAGCGCCAAGAAGUACCUCGUGGCCUCCACCACCAACGGGGACAUCCCCUGCCCGGACGCCGCAGGGACACAGGACGACGCCGACAGAAGAGUCUCACAGAUCAGCCUUGGAGAUAUGACAAAGUUUGGCAGCAAGACAGCCCUCAAUAGACGGGACACGUACCGCCGGCGGCAGAUGCAGCGGACCAUCACGCGGCAGAUGUCCUUCGACCUGACGAAGCUGCUGGUGACGGAGGACUGGUUCAGUGACAUCAGCCCGCAGACCAUGCGGAGGCUCCUCAAUAUUGUGUCCGUGACAGGGCGGCUGCUGAGAGCCAAUCAGAUUAGUUUUAACUGGGACCGCCUUGCCAGCUGGAUCAACCUCACAGAGCAGUGGCCGUACCGCACGUCCUGGCUCAUCCUGUACCUGGAGGAGACGGAAGGGAUUCCGGAUCAGAUGACGCUGAAAACCAUCUAUGAAAGAAUCUCAAAGAACAUUCCGACAACUAAGGACGUGGAGCCGCUGCUGGAGAUAGACGGGGACAUCAGGAACUUCGAAGUGUUCUUGGCUUCGCGGACGCCCGUGCUGGUGGCUCGAGACGUGAAGACCUUCCUGCCCUGCACCGUGAACCUGGACCCCAAGCUGCGGGAGAUCAUCGCCGAUGUCCGCGCCGCCCGAGAGCAGAUUAACAUCGGAGGCCUGGCGUACCCCCCGCUGCCCUUGCACGAAGCUGCCCCCAGGCCCGCGUCCGGCUACAGCCAGGCCCCGUCCGUCUGCUCCUCGUCCACCUCCUUCAACGGCCCCUUCGCAGGGGGGGUGGUGUCCCCACAGCCGCACAGCAGCUACUACAGCGGGAUGACGGGGCCCCAGCACCCCUUCUACAACAGGCCAUUCUUUGCCCCAUACCUUUACACGCCACGGUAUUACCCUGGCGGUUCCCAACAUCUCAUCUCACGUCCAACAGUAAAAUCGAAUUUGUCCAGAGAUCAGAGCAAUGGCCUAGAGGUUAUCAAGGAGGACGCUGCGGAGGGGCUCGCCUCGCCCACCGCCCCCCCGAGGGCGCAGCCUUGGACGGGACAGUCGCAGAUGCCGUGGCCGUGUGACUGUGGGUUUAACACGCAGAGACAGGGGCCGGGCCCCGCCCCCGGCGCAGGGUCGCUGAGCGCCAUGACCGUGGACGCCGUGUGCGAGCGGCUGAAGCAGAUCGAGGGGCUGGAGCCGAGCAUGCUGCCCCAGUACUGCGCCACCAUCCGCAAGGCCAACAUCAAUGGGCGCGUGCUGGCGCAGUGCAACAUGGACGAGCUGAAGAAGGAGAUGAACAUGAAUUUCGGAGACUGGCAUCUCUUUAGAAGCACAGUGCUGGACAUGAGGAGCGCGGAGCACCAGGGGGCCGCGGAGGACCUCCGCCUCCUCAGCGAGAGCAACAGCGGCCCCGCGCCCCAGGGGGAGGCAGCGCGGAGGCCCCCCCACGAGCUGCCGCACACCGAGCUCUCGGGCCAGGCCCCCUACACCCUCAACUUCAGCUUCGAGGAGCUGAACACGCUGGGCCUGGACGAGGGCGCCCCGCGGCCCAGCAACCUCAGCUGGCAGUCGCAGACGCGCAGAACCCCCAGUCUCUCGAGCCUCAACUCCCAGGACUCCAGCAUUGAGAUCUCCAAGCUGACGGACAAGGUGCAGGCCGAGUACCGAGACGCCUAUAGGGAGUACAUUGCGCAGAUGUCGCAGUUAGAAGGGGGGCCGGGCUCCACGGCCGUCAGUGGCAGGUCCUCCCCCCACAGCACAUGCUACCUGGGGCCCAGCUCCUCGGGGGGCUCCAUCCACUCCGCCCUGGAGCCGGAGAAGAGCAAGGACGGCGACCCGAAGCCGGAGGACGGGAGGAAGCCGUUCCUGCUGAAGAGGGCUGACGUGCUCGAUUACUCCUCGUCCGGGGUCUCCACCAACGACGCCUCCCCCCUGGACCCCAUCACCGAAGAGGACGAGAAGUCCGACCAGUCCGCCAGCAAGCUCCUCCCGGGCAGGAAGUCCUCAGAGAGGCCCAGUCUUUUCCCGACGGACCUGAAGCUCAAGGGCGGGGGCCUGCGCUACCAGAAGCUGCCCAGCGACGAGGACGAGUCUGGCCCGGAAGAGUCCGACCACACGCCCCUGCUCCGUGACGACAAGGACAGGAAGGCCGAGGCCCGGGCGGAGAGGGCGCCCCGGUCCCCGGAGCGCAGCGCCGAGCCCAUCCGCACCUUCAUCAAGGCCAAGGAGUACCUGUCGGACGCCCUGCUCGACAAGAAGGACUCGUCCGACUCGGGCGUGCGCUCCAGCGAGAGCUCCCCCAACCACUCGCUGCACAAUGAGGCGGGCGACGCCCGGCUGGAGAAGGCCAACCUCAUCGAGCUGGAGGAGGACGGCCCGGGCCGGCGGGGGCUGCCGCGCAGCCUGAGCGGCCUGCCGGACCCCGGCCUCGCCCGCAUGUCCAUCUGCUCCGAGGACAAGCAGAGCCCGUCCGAGUGCAGCCUGAUGGCCAGCAGCCCCGAGGAGGGCUGGCCCGCCGGCCCAAAGGCCUUCAACCUCAACCGCACGCCCAGCACCGUGACCCUCAACAACAACAGCGCCCCGGCCGAGAGGGAGGGGCCCCGGGACAUGGCCCCGGUCCUCCUGCGGCCCAGCCCCAGCUCCACGGCCCUGCAGAACGAAAACCUGAGGAGCCUGGCGCCCAAGCGGGGCCCGCGGGCGAGCUACGCGCGGCUCUCCAAGGAGUCCUCCGAGCUCCUGGCCGUGGCCGCCGCCGACAGCACCGGCUUCGGGGAGGAGAGGGAAAGCAUCCUUUAGGGAGCCCCGCAGGAUGGCGCCACGAGGUGCGACAGCUGACCGGGUUGUGGGGCGAGGGCACCCUCCCAUUCGCAUCCGUGACGCGGGCCGUGGGGGCAGGACACGCUCCGCACCACAGGAGGGGCCGCUGCCGGGCAGCCUGCCUCGUGGCCUUAGUAAUAGAAGCUUUCGGACUCACUGUUGUUGUAACUUCCACUGGCCCGAACCCACAAAACUGUCUGCGACGAUCUGGGUAUGAAGAUGGGCCGGAGUCUUACCUGCACGCAAAGGCUGCCACUUGCAGAGAAAACGGCCCCCUCGGCCGCCCCCGUAGAACAUCCGCUCCCAGGUGUGGGAGGGGAGCCCGCUGUCAGGUGAACCAGAGCCCAGUUUGCUUUUAGGGGGAAAGAUAAGGAUUGACGGGCACGGAGGAGCCCAGAGACUGUCGGCAGAUGGAGAGCUAGCGCAGCGACACCACCUCAGUAGUCAGGUUGCUUAUCAAAGGGUUUUAACUUUAUGUGGAAAAUACAUGAUAAAAGGGCUUCAGAACUGAUGACAAAGUGGGUCCAGAGCCCCAAAGUAGCGCCUCGGGAUCUGCGGUGUGGCCUGUAGGGCGGGCGUAACCUCCCCACAACCUGGACGCUCUUCUCUCCAGUCUCAGACCGGCUCCCAGCACGGCCACCGGCCCGGGACCCUCCAGCCUGCCCUGUAACUUCAAAUUGUGAGCCCAGUGUCCCUCUGUGCCCGGGACCCUCCAGCCUGCCCUGUAACUUCAAAUUGUGAGCCCAGUGUCCCUCUGUGCCCGGGACCCUCCUGUCUGCCCUGUAACUUCAAAUUGUGAGCCCAGUGUCCCUCUGUGCCCGGGACCCUCCUGUCUGCCCUGUAACUUCAAAUUGUGAGCCCAGUAUCCCUCUGCCCCUAGCAGUGAGGAGGAAUCUGACUUCUUCUCGGGGGAGUAGGAGCUCAGCAGUGCUCAUGGCUGAGAGCAGGAGGAAGUGGUGCGUCAGGGCAGUGACAUUUAGGCAGAACUCACCCUGGCCUCCCGUUCCAGGGCGGAGCUGAGAAACUUCAUCUUCUAAAUCCACAUGUUAAUUCUGGGGGAUCCUAAGAAGGAAGAAUGUUUUAAAAAGUUGAACAACAUACAAAGCAAGGGUGACAAGAGGACAAAGCUGUGUGGCUGUGGCCGGGCACAGCUGUGGGCAGAGAAGGAGGGCAUUGGAGGUUCCAUGGCGGGAGCCCCCCCCCCACCCCCACCCCCGCCCACGCGGGGUCUCUAACCCCCGUAGAUGAGUUCCUGCAGGUCGCUGGUUGCGAGAUGUUAGUUGUGACUGUAGGUGUGUGAGUACCUGGAUCUAGUGUCACACUGUGAUGGUCUCUCUCCACGACCUUCACUCAUGUGCCGAAUAAGUUCUUAGCUUGACAAGUCAUUGCACGACUAGUUGCUGUUUGGGGUCUCACUGCCCGAGGCUCAAGUGUCUAACUUUUUCUCACGUGUUUCUGUUGCUCGACCCCAGCAGUGUUGUAGCCAGUCGGGAGCACGAGCGCGUUAGGGUUUCUGUGUGUGUGAGCCGCAGGGCUGCGUAGUCAGUGGUUACUUCAGAGGCAAAGCUGUUCCCCUCCGACGAGCAGGCGCGCUCAGUGGCGCUGUCGGGGUGAUGCUGCUUGUGAUGCUCCCACUGUGGUAUUCGGUGCACGAGAAACUAGAAAAAUAAACAAUAUCGCAUGCUA
This is a messenger RNA of Myotis myotis, 7209 nucleotides long. It is a transcript of the gene KIDINS220, whose product is annotated as kinase D interacting substrate 220. Lineage: Eukaryota; Metazoa; Chordata; Mammalia; Chiroptera; Vespertilionidae. Gene Ontology annotation, molecular function: protein binding. The coding region runs from base 154 to 5502 and encodes 1782 amino acids. The transcript has 32 exons. The record is from RefSeq and is a predicted model, not a curated record.